AUGCCUGAGGAACCACCAAGACGUCGGGGACGACCCCGAAAAGUACACACGGAAGAGGAGCGGCUAGCCGCCCAACGGGAGCAUUCGCAAAAGUACCGUCAACGUGUACAACAAGAUAAAGGAGAAUCUUUGUCAUUCACCGGAUACUAUCAGCACAUCCCUUAUGUUCCAACCAGUUCAUCAGCCAUGGCCCAAUUGCCACCACAUAUCAUCUUACCGAAUGACUCCUACCUACCACUUGACCUCAGUUGUGGGGACCCAGGACAACCUAGCUCUCUUUCGUAUGGCGACAAUACUGCGGCUCAUGAUGGUCCCAGUUACGAUCUGGGUGAUUACUGUCCGUUCGAUAGUGAUAGCACUACCAGCCAUGAAUCUACUGCUUCGAGCGCAAGUACCAGAGACUGUCAGGUGUUGUUCUCGGAUCUUCCUACUGAAUACAUAAGAAAUCAUCGAUCCGAACAAGGUGACGAAAUUCAAGAGCUCCUCGAACCAUUCGGGAAGGGCCUCCAUAUUUCCCCGACGGCCUCCCUAGACGAUCUUCGACAAGAUUUCGACACUCUAUCAUCUGGUGAAGAAGUCUCCGAACCCGGCCAUCGAUCAUUGGAUACUUCUCACGAGGAGCAGACAGUUCCCUCACUUGAACGUUAUCUUGCGAGAGAAUGGACCGAACACCCUAGUUGCUCGAGACAGUCACAUAAGGAAGAUCAUGAGGAACUAGCGAAGAACAAAUGUCAUCGGUCUUGUGAUUCUCUCAACGAUGUUGUCGCCCGGCUAGAUGGCUUGAUCGGUGACGAAAAUAACCGUCACCCACUCCCAAACGUAAUGGAUCCUUCGUUCGAUCUUCUGAGUCAUACCCAACAUACUGAACCUGCUAAUAAUGAGGGAACCUCUCGAAACUCGCCUCCCCUAAACAACGUAUGUGGCCAUGACUAUCGGGAAGCAUGCCAGAUAGCGUUAGAAGGAGCGCCCAACGGGGGUGCGCCACCGAGCCUCUGCCUCUCAAAACGACAUAGCAUUGAGAAUCCACUUGCAGAGGAUUUCCUCCAGAGAACUUAUGAUGUUGAUAGCAUUUGUAGCUUUCCUUCAUCACUUGCCGUCGCUAAAUUUGGUAUCCAAUGGUAUCCCCAGCCAUAUGCAAUCUUCAAUCACACAAACAAUGUACACUUUAGUAUCGACAUUCCGAACAACAGCUUCACUAGGCUGGGUACCUGUUCUAGGGGAAGCUCUCCACAUCGGCAACCCCUGCAUCACGUUCCCAACUAUUGUUUUGGACGAGUCCAGGGGUUAACUGAUACGUUCAUAUGGAUUUUCUUUCCAGCCUUAUACAUGCAGACUUCACAAGAGGAUCCCUUGAAACGAACCUGCAUUGCCCGGGACCAAUACUCUUGCUGGUAUGAUCAUGUUUUGUUUCCAGCUAUCGCAGCUGCGGUACGGGACCCAAAUAUACUCCAGUAUAUUCCCAAGAACCUCAACAUUGCCCAGACUAACUCUCGUGCUCGGCAAGAAGGAAUUUCCACUGAACGGCUCUCGGAUAUGAACGCGGAAUUUGGAAUACUCGGUCAGGGUAGGAGAAGUACUUCGCUCUCUUACGUCCUCCAGAAUAGACAUCUUGAGGCCAUAUGGGAAGGAGUUCGUACUCGUGCGGCGACAUACCCCCAAUUCGCCGGUAUAAAACUAUAUCUGGGUGCCAAAAACCUCAAACUUGUCUACAUGAACACCGAUAUCAGGCAAACGAUUCGAGCCUGGCGUAGUCAGUGGCAGAAUGCUGUGGAUCGGGCAUUUCUUGAUCCUUCUGAUACGUACGUCGAUAUUGGGCGCCAAUAUACUCCUCGCAUUGGAUCUGUCGCCGAAGCCAACGUCCUCAUGUGGCGACGAUGCUGUCUGAAGCAACUAUGGAGACAACGACAAGCGUGGAGCAGUCAGUACAACGCCAUGUAUCCAUUUGUAUGCAGCUCGCUCGAAGACAUAGCGACCUCAAAGUCCCGGUCUGUUCCUCUUCGGCUCAUCGAAUACCCCAGGUUUACACUACGUGAUACGAUUGAUAUGACGAUACAGCCUGCAGAUAAGAGCCGAGAGGUCGGUGAGGGUCUCAUAUACAGUCAAUUCUAUAACCUUGUCAAGAUUCCUUUCGAUGCUGCUAAGCAAUACCCGUUUCAGAAUCGUCAACUCGAAAAGAUGGCUCUCGAUCCGUCGUACGUAGCUGACUACGAAAGAUCCACUCGAGGAAGUCAUGCCAAUCAAGCCUCGCUCAGUCUGGCCUACCGUUUGAGUAAACUACGGGUAAGAGCAAGCUUAGUCCAAGAUGACGAAGGCAGUGUGUCAGUCCCUUUCAGUUACGGGGUUCGAGCAGAAGAUCGAGUCUCGGUGAAGCUGCUCGACCUUGUCCUCUCACAUUUCGAUUCUUUGGAAUCUACGCGUCAAUCUGAUCCUAUCACGGUAUGUCAAGAUCAAGAACUUCCAUUUUUCGCUAUCCCUUCAACCACCAUGACGCGUUUCUUGCAUGGUACUGUCAACAAAUACUGCUUUCUUUUCGAAUACAUUAAAUCCCAAGCUGGGGCACGGUACUCUCUGCCCGAAACCGUUGUCAUGACAUUGGCGCUUCGAAGCUUGCGUUUCGCAACUUCUGGAAUUAUUGCCAAAGAAUCAAUACUUUGGAAAGAUCGUUGGCAACAGAGCAAACAAGUUACCUCGCGAAGUGGCCAGCGUCAGAGUUCUGAGGUCGAGCGAGAAGGCCUUGGAUUAAAUAGAACAUCAAAGGACUAUGGUUUAGGCUGGUGGCUCCCGGGUAAGUUCAACUGGGACGAAUGGCGUUUUAGAGGUGACGUGAACGAGAGGUUGGUUGCAGGUAACAGUCUCCUACACAUCGAGUACGGUCGACAGUGGAAAGUCAUCAAAGACAUUCGUGACGUCCACGCAAGGAUGUGGCAGGCAAAUAAGUGGGUCAAGCAGUACUCUGUGCGCAAAUCACAGAGAAACCGAAACAUCUGGUUCGAGUAUUUGUCCAACACAGUUAUUGAGCUCUUCCAGUCUGAGGUUUGGCGGGCGGCAAGAAAAAGCCUUGACUGGAAAAGCGGCUCAGACCUCACGGAUGAAGCAGCCGCCAGUUAUCCCGCAGAUCAGCCUCCUCCAUAUUGCUACGAUGCUCUCGCAAGUUCCUUCCAUGACCGUCGCCGCAAUGUCAAUCACACCCGACCCUACUUUUUAACGGGCAACAAGAUUCGCUCCUCUUCCGUAUGGGAUCUAGUGUGCGAUCAUCUCGGAUUCAAUUUACAUGAUGGUCGCUUGGAAUCACGCGAUGGCCUGCAGCCGUUACAUCAUCGCAUAGCUGUUCGACGCAGCGUGGAGAUGAUUAGCGAGGUACUAGGCCAUAGUGAAGCGUGCCGGUGGUACAAAGAACUUGGCCAUCUUCUCCUACUAACGAACUGGAUUCUUCCUUGGCCUUCAACUAGAUUACUGAUUUCAACUACGAAAGAAAGUCAUAGGAAGAAUCUCAAGCGGCGACUUAUCUGGGUUUCCCUCAUAUAUGCUCCAGCAAAGCUGAGUCCGUUCUUGAGUCCAAACCUUCCAACACAUCCUUUACAAGACGAAGAACGCUGUAUAACAGUCCAUGAUAAUUUAAGACAAACUUUGACCUGUAUUACAGCCGAGCGUUUUGGAGCAUCCGGCUGGACAGAAGAUUGCGAUCCCUCUGAGCCUCGUUUCCAUUGGACGUCCGAAGAUUUGAUACGAUAUGUUGGAGGCACUGUAACCAUAGGUUCCUUCAAGAUCGGUCGAGCUGUACAGUCAGGGAGCCGCAAAGGGUUCAUUUAUCCCCUGGCUGAGCGUGGCCGACCACCAGUCUUGCGUCUCACGGAUCGCAUAAGAGGACGCACACUUGAAGAACUUGAACGUUUGUUUAGCGAUAUCAUUCGCUCUGCGCAGUCAGAAUCAGAGUUAGGGAGGGGCGCGACGAGCAUCGAAUCACUAGAACAGAUACCGCCACCGAUGGUGAAUCCAGGCGAUUGCAUCGAUGCAUAUCCGACCCAUUCUCUGGAACCGAAUUUAGACCAACAGUCAACGCCAUACAAUGGCUUCAUCAACUCUUCUACCAGCUCUAGUGAUGGCAGCAAUGAUGAUGUAGUGGAUUCAGAUAGUGAUUGGAAACCACCAAAGAGACUAAGGCGUGCAUGCAAUCAAUCCAAUUCCAUGUUGAUAGCACAUGUCACUGCUUCAUUGUCUCAAGCCGCGCCAAAACGUCGAGGCCGCCCCGCGAGGAAAGUCCCACAAACGGAAGAAGAACGGCUCGCCUCGCAACGCGCGCGAUCGCAAAGGUACUACCGACGACAGCACGAGCAGUCCGUUGAUUCCCACCGCGUUGCCAUUGGAUCGCAGAAUGCGGAGUUUGUAUACCAUUACCAACCCCAUCCGCCUGCCUUACCAUCGACUACGAACCCCGUUAUUGGCCUCCACUUAGAGCCGCACCUUCACAUACCCACCCCUUUAGAAGAAGAUCUGGUAGUCGAGCCCACCUGUGUCGGCGAUUAUGACGCGUCGGUAGAGCCGGACACGGACCCAACAGCGGCACCAACGUCGUGGAAUCCACCGGUCUGGAACCAUCACGAGAAUUCACGGGUCGCACGGUCGAGUUUAGAUGAUACAUCCGAAGAUAACUACAAUCCAUUAUUCGAGGACUCUCUAAUACAACUCGAGCUUAUCUCACAAGGACAAGACAAUGCAGGAGAUGGCUACGACGCGGUCAUUGGUAGGGGCGAAGCCAAUUCUCCGCAGCUCGAAGCUCGAGACGAAGAGCUGCAGGAUUUAGUUGAUAAGGUCCAGCAGUUGCUCAUCACGACGUCGCUAGAUAGAGAGGCAACAAAUACGAUCGAAUCACCAGUAGCUUCCGGCUCAGUGCUUUUGCAAGACGAUAAUACGAGAUUCUCGACUCCACGAUCUCAAGGUUCUGCUCGCGGAAAGGUGGCAAGACGAAGCCAUCCGACAUCAUCAUCUGCAACGCCGUCGUCGCAGUUACGAAAGACAAGCACGUUGGAUAAUUGGGUGCGGCGGCCUUGUACUCGCUCGUCAGACGACUCUUCCAGUGGGGUAACCUCACAAGCGUACGACUGCGGCGGAUUCCUUCUACCAUCAGCCACGGGUGUGCAAAGGUUCACGCGGGAACACUCGGGCUUUGUCGAUCGUUCUAGUGCCGUAUCGCCAUCAUCCUCAACACCUAGAGGAUUUAGAGUAGAAUGGAUCUAUUAUGGGCUCUACUCGUGGAACCUCCGUCGUCGGUUGGAACGGGAAGGCUACCUUACCACUGAUGACGUUCUCUGCGGUAUGCGGCUGGCCAUUGAGCUGAGCGGCCGUCGGGACGUCACGACGCUCGCACGCGCCAUCCAUCUUGGUGAGCCUCAGAACAACUCUAUCCAGCUGAGCCAGGCCGAGAUCGAAGAUAUAAGACGGCAUAACGCCACAAUACUGUCGAUCUUUCGUCCAGGUAUCGAGAAUGGGGUCGGUCACUGGUCACUUGCCAUCUAUCAGCCAGCACGGCCGCAUUUCUUCUUCUGCGAUUCACUUGGAAGUCGUGAUGACUGCUACCAUUCUGCGCUCCGAGACAUCCACGACUCGGUACUUCCAGACUCUGCGCCCGCAUCUAUUUGCGAUAUGCUAAUCACUCGACAACAGGAGCCGUAUUUAUCCGAGAUGCAAGACCCAGACUUGCGAGAGGUUGGUGCUAUAUCGUACUGGAUCGAGGUGAUAUUGCAAUAUUUGGGCGCAACAAUAAAUCACAGUGCCACCUCCGUCGGCAGCAGGAGGAGUAGUAGUAACGAUGCAGUUACUAUAUCAGAGCCGGCUGACCCUGCGCUGCUCCUGUUCCAAGAGUGGAGCAGACCGUUGGCGGAUGCAACUAUAAAGCGAGGCAUCUCCCUAAACUGUUCUUCUCUGUUGGAUAUUGCAAAGAGGUUAGAGGGUGUGACUGGGGAGGAUGUCACAAACGGGCCACUACCUUGCGUCCUUGACCCUGCGAAGGAUCUCUUGAGGUCCGGCAUGCGGGAGUCCUCAUCAUCGGACGCUGGCCUAACACGCUAUGGCGGACCCUGCAAAGCUGCCAUGGAAGGCUUGGUAGAGGGUGAACAAGAUCCGCCCUAUCUCUGCAUGCAUUCCAACCAUAGUGCUCGACGUCUGGAAGAUGACAGGAUAUCGUCGUCCUACGACAUCGAUAGUCUUUGCAGCUUCCCCACGUCCCUUGGCGUGGCCCGGCUGGGGAUUCAGUGGUAUACUCAGUCGCAUGUCACGCUCAACCUAGUCGACAAUAUCCAUCUGAGCAUGGAAAUCCCAGGUACGCGUAAGCAAGAUGGCGCGGUGACAACCCAGCCUCUCCAUACCAUCCCCAACUACUGCCUUAGACGUAUCAUUGGCCUUGCAGAUACGUUCAUCUGGGCCUUCUUCCCUGCCCUUUUCUCCAGCAAGCUCUCCGAUCCUUACAGCCAGACCUGUAUUCCUAAAAAGAACUUCUAUAUCCCAAAGACACAUACCAUCGCGUCUUCGGACUGCAGUGCGCCCCGGGAAGCGUUAGUAGCUCUGGCGGUGGCGGAGGAAGAUGAGGCCGAUAUGGAAGAAGAACUGGAUGGGUUUACCGGAGCGAAAAGACGAGAUGGUCCGGCCGCAUAG
This is a messenger RNA of Fusarium redolens, 6648 nucleotides long. RefSeq lists its product as uncharacterized. Lineage: Eukaryota; Fungi; Ascomycota; Sordariomycetes; Hypocreales; Nectriaceae. The coding region runs from base 1 to 6648 and encodes 2215 amino acids. The record is from RefSeq and is a predicted model, not a curated record. The transcript has 7 exons.